AUGGUUUAUGUGGAUGUAAAAUCCAUCACCAAGCCUGUGGGGAUCAUGCGAAUAAUGGUGACCAUCCUCACCUGUAUGUGUUUUUGUUUGGUGGCAGCAGUGGGACAUAAUAAAUCUCCAUAUUGGGCAUGGUGCAUGUUCACUUGGUGCUUCUGCUUCCUGGUCACACUUCUUAUUCUAAUCCUGGAGUUCGCCAUGGUCAACACAAAAUUGCCUUUCGCCUGGGAUGACUUCACCGCUGCCUUUGCUAUACUGGCGAGCCUACUGUGCCUGUCAGCUUCCAUCAUCUACCCUAUCUUUUUCACCUGCAACACCUGCCACCGGCAGAUUGGAGCGUCUGUGGUAUCCUGGGUUUGUUUUGCUGGGUACGUUGCUGAGGUGGUCUUAACACGCCUUCAACCAAGUGGGGAGACCAGAGGGUUCCUCUCUACGAUUCCUGGCAUAAUGAAGAUGUUGGAGAUCUUCCUGGCCUGUCUUAUUUUCAUGUCCCUGGAAAGCGGGCAGUACUCAGGCUCCUCACCGCUGCAGUGGUGUGUUGCUGUGUACUCAUUGUGUUUCAUAUUUGCCAUCCUCAUAAUUAUACUCACCCUUGGACAACUGACUUCUUUUUUUCCGUUCUCCUUUGAAAUAGUGGCAAUCGUCUAUAAUGUUGUGGCAACAGUGAUGUACUUAACAGCUAUGGUGAUUUGGCCAUUGUAUACUUUCCAAAACAAUAAGCGACCAUCUAACUGUGGCUCCCUCUGUGCCUGGGAUAAACUGGUGGUGGUCACCCUCAUGACAAUCUUCAACUUUCUUGUUUACACCUUGGACACAAUUUAUUCCAUACUACUUGUGUUCUUUUUCAGUAGUGAAUGA
Messenger RNA from Melanotaenia boesemani (Boeseman's rainbowfish), 855 nucleotides. RefSeq names its product myeloid-associated differentiation marker homolog. The record is from RefSeq and is a predicted model, not a curated record. The coding region runs from base 1 to 855 and encodes 284 amino acids. NCBI's taxonomy places the organism in Eukaryota, Metazoa, Chordata, Actinopteri, Atheriniformes, Melanotaeniidae. The transcript has a single exon. Gene Ontology annotation, cellular component: membrane.